AAGAGACAGUCUCUGGCUGCUGACAUGAGUUCUGCUUGCCCCAGCCUCUGCAAGAACACCUGUGUUCCCUGAGUGCAGCAUUCGUGCAGGACACUCGCUUCUUCGCUGAAUCAACAUGAAUGUGAUUGUGGAUACCAUCAUAUUUUUGGGAAAAUUUCUAUACUACUUUUUAGAAUCUUUAGUUUACAAGAUAAUUCCCAAGAACAAAAAGAAAGUCUCUGGAGAGAUUGUACUUAUCACAGGAGCUGGAAGUGGACUUGGGAGGCUCUUAGCCAUACAUUUUGCCAAGCUUGGGGCCAUUUUAGUUCUCUGGGACAUUAAUCAAGAAGGUAAUAUGGAAACAUUCAGACUGGUCAAAGAAACAGGUGAUGUGAAAGUCUUUGCUUAUAAGUGUGACUGUAGCAACAGACAAGAGGUCUACAGAGUUGCUGGUCAGGUCAGAAAAGAAGUUGGUGAUGUGACCAUUCUUAUUAACAACGCUGGCAUCGUAACAGGAAAGCCCUUUCUGGACAUUCCAGAUCACCUAGUGGAAAAAUCGUUCCUUGUCAAUGCCUUCGCUCAUUUCUGGACUUGCAAGGCUUUCCUUCCUGCCAUGAUUAAACUCAACCGUGGACACUUGGUCUGUAUUUCUAGUGUUGCAGGGUUAGUUGGUAUCAAGGGACUCUCAGAUUAUUCUGCAAGCAAAUUUGCAGCAUUAGGCUUUGCUGAGUCUCUCUUUCUGGAAUUAACUAUGCAAAAAAAAACUGAAAUUAAAACCACCAUUGUCUGCCCGUAUCUCAUGAAAACUGGGAUGUUUGAUGGCUGCACAUCCAAGUAUUCAUUUCUGUUACCCUCAUUGGAACCAGAAUAUGUGGCCAAAAAAGUUUUAGAUGCCAUCUUAGAAGAACGAGUUUACAUAAUCAUACCCAAAUUUGCAUAUGUUGCCUUGAUCCUUAAACAUCUGGCCACCCGCCAGCGCCCUCACCACUCCUGCCAGCAACCACCCACCGCCUCCCAGGUGGAUACUAAGACCACACCCACGCCCACAAACCUUACCUCCGCCCUCCCGGAAGGAAAACUGUUGACUCUGGAUCCCAAGAGGAGACAUUAG
Messenger RNA from Ochotona princeps (American pika), 1090 nucleotides. RefSeq names its product short chain dehydrogenase/reductase family 16C member 5. NCBI's taxonomy places the organism in Eukaryota, Metazoa, Chordata, Mammalia, Lagomorpha, Ochotonidae. Gene Ontology annotation, cellular component: lipid droplet. The transcript has 7 exons. Bases 116 to 1090 code for a protein of 324 amino acids. The record is from RefSeq and is a predicted model, not a curated record. Gene Ontology annotation, molecular function: oxidoreductase activity, acting on the CH-OH group of donors, NAD or NADP as acceptor.